Molecule: messenger RNA, 2220 nt
Organism: Biomphalaria glabrata
Lineage: Eukaryota; Metazoa; Mollusca; Gastropoda; Planorbidae
Exons: 9
Coding region: 69-1403 (444 amino acids)
Molecular function (GO): protein binding
Source: RefSeq, a predicted model, not a curated record
CUCUUGACUGGAAUACAAAUGUUAGGCCUGGCUGUUUGUAACUGUGUAUUGUCUGCUGCAUUUUCUGCAUGGAGUCGCUUCCUCCUGAAGUCUUGCAAAUUAUUUUAUGCUGCUUAGGAGGACAAGAUUUUGUCAAAUUCAGAACUGUUUCUAAAUGGACCCGUGCUGUUUCAAGUGACUUAGAGGAAAGAGCCAAACCCACUAUUUGGCAAAAGUUUGUGUUUAGUGAUUUUCUUCAGCCUUGUGUGGAAUCUGUUGCUCCCUGGGUCUACUCCAGUGAUGUCAAUGAUGUAUUAUUAUGGAAGGAGCUUUACAUCAGACUUCACAGAACAUGGCAACUAACAAGAGUAGGGAGAAAGGCUAAAAUAAUAAACAACGAACAUUUCUCAGAGGGUGGUGUUAAACUGGUGUCUGAUGUCAAGUUUAUUUAUGGUUUUUUAUUUCUCAUCUCCACUGACCAGUGUGUCAACUUAAUGGGUAUAGCAGACCAGCUGAGAUUGAGGGCUCAUUGCAAAGACACAGAUUGGAUUUCUCCGUUGUCACUAGAGGAUGAUAUGUUGCUAGCCCCUGUCACUCUAGUUCAAAGAGGAAAUGACAACUAUUCAGUGGUGUUGAAAUCUUCAGCUAGCAGUACUUCCAAGGAUGAGGAAAUUGAUGACGUAGAUUUAGAAGUUUGUGAACCGCCUGAUAAUUUUGCCAAAAGUGUUGGUUUAAGUGUUUGGACUGACACUUGCAUAGUGUACCAAAAGCAGUUUCUCUUUGAUGAAGAGAAAUUUAAGAUGUAUAAUUAUAAAGACAUUAACAUGACAUUAAACAGGAUUAUCACAUUGUCAUCACCAGUAACUGAGGUGCUAGACCUUUCAUACAAUCAAGAUAGAAUUGCCUUGAUUACUGCACAGCAAAAGAUUUGUUUGUUCUCCAAUUUGUCUACACACAGUGUUCCUGUUUUUGAGUUUUCUUUGCCUCAACCAGCCACUAAAAUACAAAUGUUAGGAGAUUUCAUUCUUUGUUUAAUGGGUGAUGGUGUACUUGAGACAUGUCAAGUGAUUACAGACAAAGACAAUAAAAUAUCUCUAUCAAAGUGGACACAAAUGGACCUGAGUGGCCAUGCAGUCUUACAGGAUCAAGAUGUCUUUAUUUAUGUGGUAGACUUUGUUUUGCAAGGGCAUAUAUUUGCAUUUACUACAAGAUAUGGCCUUGUGUUUGUUAGCUAUAUGGACACAUUAACCCUUUCCUGCCUUCUCCGAAACUUGAAGUGUGUUCAUCAAUUACAUUUGGACUCCACUGGGUUUAUUUUCAAUAUGGCAGUUGACCAGCAACAUGGACCUAAGUUUGCAAUCAUUGAACGCUACUUUGAUGAAAUCCAGUGGGUCUCAAAAGUGCAUGUGUUUGAAUUGGGCUGAUUUGUCAGUAUUUAUUUAGCUUUACAUCUUCAAAAUAUUUUUAUAAUUUAGUCACUUACCUCCCUUUUCCACUAAAUGUAGAUAUUACAUUUUAUUGGAAGAAACAAAAAUGUAUCAAAAAUACUUUAUCCAUUUGUUGAUGGUUAUAUAAGUAAAAAUCUGCCAGUAUAUGUAGACUGAAAAAUAACUUCUUCCAGUUUCUUUCUUUAUAAAUGUAUAUCAAAAUUACGCACAGAUGUGUCAGUCUGAAUCUUUACCCAAUAUCAUAAAUAUGAUCUUGAGUCAGAUUUAUACAAAAGCAUUGCAUACAAUAUUGCUAGAGAAUGGCAAAAUUAAAGUAAAAGUGAUCAAAGUAAAAAUGGGAAGAUGAUGUAAAUGUCAUCUGUUUCUGUGGCCCAUGUUUUAGGUAUUCAUGUGGCCAGCAUAACAACCAACCGCCUUACUUUGCCCAACUAAUGUCAGGCACCCAUUAGAGCUGGGUGGACUCAGAGGCACCCUAAAGAUUCCAAAAUUAAAAUUCUCAAGUCCAGGAUUCGAACACGGGACCCUUCUGUUUAGAAGUCAAGCGCUUUACCACUCAGCCAUUGCGCCUCUGCUGAAACAGUUUCUUAUAUGCUAAAUAUUUAUUUCUGUACAAUUUGUUUUAACUUUCAUAAGUGGACAAAUAAAGUUGAGCAUCUUUCAUCUUUUACCUUGUAUUCCAUUGAGAGCCUUCUUUUGGAUUGUCCAUACAUGUUAUUUCUAUGAAGGUACCUUAGGCUAUCUUCAAUAGAUUUUGUUUCAGAUUUUUUUGUUAAUGUAAUUUGUAAACUAUUUU